Artibeus jamaicensis (Jamaican fruit-eating bat) is the source of this 570-nucleotide messenger RNA. Its product is annotated as interferon omega-2-like. Gene Ontology annotation, biological process: natural killer cell activation involved in immune response; T cell activation involved in immune response; response to exogenous dsRNA. The record is from RefSeq and is a predicted model, not a curated record. The transcript has a single exon. Bases 1 to 570 code for a protein of 189 amino acids. Gene Ontology annotation, cellular component: extracellular region. Gene Ontology annotation, molecular function: cytokine activity; type I interferon receptor binding. Lineage: Eukaryota; Metazoa; Chordata; Mammalia; Chiroptera; Phyllostomidae.
AUGGCCCUUCUGCUGUCUCUGCUCACAGUCCUGGUGGUGCUCAGCUGUGGCCUCAGUGGAUCUGUGGGCUGUGUCCUACCUCAGAACCACAUCCUGCUCAGCAAUGACAGCUUGGUGCUUUUGAGGCAAAUGAAGAGAAUCUCCACUUUGUCCUGCCCGAAUGACACAGAAGACUUCAGAUUCCCCCGAGGAAUCAUAAAUGGCAUCCAGGUCCAGGAGGCCCAGGCCAUCUCUGUCCUCCAGGGGAUGCUCCAGCACAUCUCUGACCUCUUGCUCACAGAGCACGCCUCCUCUGCCUGGAACACCACCCUCCUGAACCAACUGCGCAUGGGGCUCUAUCAGCAGCUGGAGGACCUGAAGCCCUGUUUGGUGCAGGAGAUGGGAGAGCAAGGCACUGCUCUGUCAUCCCAGGGACCUACACGGGCUGUGAAAAGGUACUUCUGGGGCAUGUUUCUUUACUUGAAAAAGAAGAAAUACAGUGACUGUGCCUGGGAGUAUGUCCGAGUGGAAAUUAUGAGAUCCUUGUCUUCAAUAAUAACCUUGCAAGAAAAGUUAAGUAACAUGGACUGA